Linepithema humile (Argentine ant) is the source of this 1590-nucleotide messenger RNA. Lineage: Eukaryota; Metazoa; Arthropoda; Insecta; Hymenoptera; Formicidae. The record is from RefSeq and is a predicted model, not a curated record.
UCAAUAAGCAGCUGACCACACUGACAGCAUCCAAGCAUUGUUGCAACAUCGUACAGUGGUUGCUCUUACGAGGUUUAUAUCACGAAGUUUUAAUUAAACAUUAAUUUCACUCUAAUCAAAGGAUGGACGAAGUAGAAAGCUUGCGACAGCGAAUUAAAGAACUCGAAGACCAGCUGCGUGAAAAGAAAGAUAAAGAUGCGACAACAACGAGAGAAAAAAUUGAACAUAUGUCAGCAGAGGUAGUGGAUUCCAAUCCGUACAGCCGAUUGAUGGCAUUGAAGCGCAUGGGUAUUGUUGAAAAUUAUGAAAAAAUACGAGAGUUUUCAGUAGCUAUUGUCGGAAUUGGCGGUGUUGGCAGUGUAACAGCAGAAAUGUUGACAAGAUGUGGCAUUGGAAAGCUGAUACUAUUUGAUUACGACAGUGUAGAACUUGCAAAUAUGAACAGGCUGUUUUUUCAACCACAUCAAGCAGGUCAGAGUAAAGUGGAAGCAGCAGCGAACACCUUAAGUUUCAUAAAUCCUGAUGUGGAAAUUGAAACACACAAUUACAAUAUCACAACUGUUGAUCAUUUUCAAGAUUUUAUGAAUACAAUAAGUACGUCUAGCUUAAGAAAUGGCCCCGUCGAUUUAGUAUUGAGUUGUGUUGAUAAUUUUGAAGCUCGCAUGGCAAUCAAUACUGCCUGUAACGAACUUAAUCAGAAAUGGUUUGAAAGUGGCGUUUCUGAAAAUGCAGUGUCUGGUCACAUACAAUUUAUUGUGCCUGGUGAAAUGGCCUGUUUUGCGUGUGCCCCACCGUUGAUUGUAGCAUCCAGUGUUGAUGAGAAAACCUUGAAACGGGAAGGCGUAUGCGCUGCAUCAUUACCCACUACUAUGGGUAUAGUGGCAGGCUUCUUAGUACAGAAUGCCUUGAAGUUCUUAUUACAAUUUGGACAAGUGUCUUAUUACUUAGGCUACAAUGCCAUGGAAGACUUUUUUCCUAAAAUGAUUUUAAGACCAAAUCCAAAUUGCGACGACACAAACUGUAGGCAAAGACAAAGAGAAUAUUUGGCAAAACCAAAAGUUCAACAAAAACCGACUGAAAUUAUUGAAGAAAAACCUGUACAUGAAGAUAAUGAGUGGGGAAUUUCAUUAGUUGAUGAACAAAGUGGACAACUAGAUAAAGAAUCAAGUGUAUUAUCAACUUCAGGUGUACGACGUGCAUAUACUAUACCCAAAACCGAUUCAGAGGAAGAACAAACCGUUCCUGAAUCAACAGGAUUAAGUUUAGAAGAAUUAAUGGCAGAAAUGAAAACAAUUUGAAAAUGAUUUUUGCAGUGUUCAAUUGUGAGCAGUGCACACAUUCCAUACUCAAUAAUUUCCAAUUUUUUAAAUAUUUGAUAUCACAGUGAAUUAUAUUUUAUUAUCAUAAAUUCUUUUUUCAGUAACAAUUCAGUAACAAUCCAAUAGUAUUACAUAACUCUAUCGUAAUUUAAUAAUGUGAGGAAAAGAAAUGAGGGAAAGAAUAAAUUAUGAAAAAUGUAUAAUACAGUAUUUGGAUGGUUUUUAAGAUUCUGUUAUAAUGAAUUGAACAAAAAUAUAUUGUUUAGAAAUA